This is a messenger RNA of Ectocarpus sp. CCAP 1310/34, 3790 nucleotides long. The record is from the annotation of a GenBank genome assembly. Lineage: Eukaryota; Phaeophyceae; Ectocarpales; Ectocarpaceae.
GCAGCAGCAGCAGUCGGAGAUUCCGGCCUCUAUUGGCGCCUGUGCGCAUGACGCACUCGCUUGGCUUGGGCAGCACGGCGGUCGGGGCCGGAGAGACACUCCCAACCGCUACCGCGCAGGAUGGCUCACCCUCCACAAGGACGUUUGAUCGCUCGAAUCUCGGAUUUCACCUCAAGAUAGGGUCCAAAGUCAUCAACAUGUACGGCUUGCUGUUCGCGACGCAGGCGUGGUUCACCGCCCUCCUCAUGUUCCCCCUGUGCCUCCUGUCGGCCCUGGUGGCUCCGAUCUUCGACUGGCGACGGAUGCGCCCGCCCACGGCGGUCGCCGUUCUCUGGGGAAGGUUGGCGCUCUGGAACAUGGGGGUGAGGCCAAAGGUGGAAGGGGCGGAGCUGCUGCCGCCAAGGGGAGAGGCCGUGGUGUUCGUGGCGAACCACGGGUCGUACCUCGACAUCCCGGUGACGAACUGCUUGCCAAGAAUGUGCAAGUACCUUAUGAAGGCGGAGCUGCUGUGGCUGCCGAUUGUGGGGUGGAAGGCUGUUUUGGCGAGGGACAUUUUCGUACACAGAGGGACGUCUACGACCUUCCGACAAUUGCUUAGGUCUACCACACGCACCCUCAAGGCGGGCAAUUCCAUCAUGACCUUCCCUGAGGGGACUCGCAGCCGUGACGGUCGAUUAGGGAAGUUCAAGCGCGGACCGUUCACGAUGGCGCAGCAGGCAGGAGUCAGAGUCGUCCCGUUGACCAUCACGGGAGUUACUGAAGCGAUGCCGCCGUUCGCCAUGGCGCCUCUUUGCAAGCCUCGAAGCGUCCGGCUCGUUGUACACCCGGCGAUAUCGACCGAGGGUAAGCCGGUGAAGGAUCUCAUCGCGGAAGCCCGAAAAGCCGUGAGCGACGGCUUGGAAGACUGGCAGAAGCCGAGACCAAAGGUGGACGCUAGUAGUAAUGGGGAUGCGUCGCCAUCUACGCCGCCGCCGUCGCCGCCGUCGCCGCCUCCGUCCCCAUGAGUUUGGCUCUCUCUCGCCGUCGCAGUAGUUGGAAGUGUUUCGGUCAAGUUGUAAUAUCGUACCAUACUAUCGUUAAUUUGCUUUGUUACUGUAUUUGCUAUUUUUGCUCUGGUACCCACUCGGCCGCCUUUGCUUUCCAUCCCUUGGCAAAGUGCAAGGUUUGCCUUUGAUUGAUGGACACUUGGCGAGGUCUCCUCGCUUUAUAUGUUUUGGGUGGCCUACCCAGCCCUUACAUCGUCCAUCUCUAUCCAAGAGGUUGGGCGCAAUCUUUGAUCGGUGCCGUGCUACAAUAAAACACCGUGUGUUUCUCUCGUCAUCGCCAGCAUGCUGAUACCGUCGGCUGCACACGAUGUCGCGCCUGCGGUACAUAGUUUUGUUGUGUUUUGUUUUUUCCGUGCUGUCCCGCGAAGGGAGGGCGAGCGUUGCUUGGCGCGCGGGGCCUGUGUGCUGCGAAUUUCUUGGCGUGGCGCAGCAGUAGGUAUUGCAGGGGGUUCCACUGCGAGUCUUGUCGUGGAGGGUGUCUCGCGCAACCUUUUGCUUUUUUUUCGUCUGCCGAUAUGCUGCAUGAUGCUUCCCUUCCCUCGACUCUCGAGGGGUCAUACCUGAUACUCGUAGCUCGCCCGUGGCUGAAGACCGAGACGCUUUAUGGUCGGCGCGUUUCCGGCGCUGUGCUGUUCCCAACACUCACUCAGGGGCUGAAAAUAUGAAUCCCCCCUCUUUUGGGUGUGGAGUAUGCAUAGUAUAGGUGUGUCGAUGAGAUCGAUCGAUGACUUGGAAAAUCCACCUUUUCGCUGAAUUUCAGGCAAGGGUGAUGGUGGUGGUGAUGUACUAGCCGAUGCCAAAAGAUUCACGCUAAAUGUCGCGUUCGAUUGUCAUUGACUUGAGCGCCCAUUUCUGUGUUUGGUGCUGUUGAGUUGGUCACCCAUUGCUGCCGCUGUCGUGUAAGAGGCGCGAAGAUAAGGAUACCGUAGAUAUCCUUCCUAUCCUAAAAUAGACGCCGAGUGGACGGGAAGGAUGCCAGAGAUACAUACUUGUGGGCGAGAUGAAGUAGUUGUGUUCGUAACCUACCUUCCACCCUGUCACCAAGGGAUUGAUUCAUCUAUCAGCCGUUCCGUUGGAUUGGACGGUAGUUGGAGGUGCAAAGAGUGUUUGGUCUCAAUGGUUUUACGGUUUUCGGCGGCGACGACGACAACAUGAAUCGUUGGGGUGAUCCGUCAGCAUGGUGUUUGUUAUUUGUGGCAAAAUCAGUUUUUUUGUUGCGGCGGUUUCAAAGUGUACGAUUGACGCGGGGAUGUGGGUGUGGUUGUGAAGCGUUCUAGACAGAGGAUUUCUCCGUAGAAGAUAAUACAGCCAGAGGAGACCAUGUUAUUGCUCUUGGAAAGGAUUAAGGAUUAACAUCCCUAACACGGUUACGUACGGAUGCUACAUUUUUGGUGUUACGUCAGGGGUUUGCUCUGCUGUGCCGUAUCGCUAUUCGUGUCGACAGAGGACAGACUAAUCUUCCCGGUUUCGGCGCGAUAGAAACGCUGGCGAUCUACCCGUCCACCGCGUUGCGUUGGACAAAGCUAGCGAGCGAGCUCGGUGUGCGCGCGUGUGUUUUGGGAGCCAUCUUGAUCUUGAUGUACGCAGUAGAUAGAGUCGUACGGGAGAGGAAAACGAGCGGUAUGGUACAGUCAAGGUGGAUGUUGAUGAAAAGGACGUUGUUUGCCUGCAAGAAGGACGUGAUGUUCUAAUGUUCACAUAAUGUUCAUAUGGGUGCAGCGAGGCACUCUGUGAAGUGAAAGGAACCUUGUCACCGUGGUGCGAUCGAUUUUUUUGUGCUCGAUCGAGAGACGAUGCGUUGAUGGACGAGUUGGUUGGCAUGUCAUGCUGUCUUGAAAGUUGAUUUUCGCGAGGCCACACCGACGUUGCACCUGACUUGUGUGCAAGCGACACUCACUCGGAGAUGGAGAAUAUGGGCGCCUCGUUAUGGCAGGCGCAAGUCCUACUGUACGUUGUUGGCAGUCGCCCCUCAGUCCGAGGUCGAUUCGAUGAGCACUCUCUGUCAUACUCCUAUUCGCUCGAUGCCCGUUGUGUGCAGCCAGCCGUAGUGGUGUGGGAACUUUGUUUUUUUUGCAGACGCUCUCUAGACGGCGUGAUGGAUACGAUACGCGCAUUCUCGUUCUUUUCGGGUCCUGCGCUUUUGUGAUUUGUUCUCGUUUCGAUGCGCUACUCCGUCUAACGAUGAACUUCUUUCCUUCUGUAUUUGUUUGUUUCGCGUCAUGACCUGCUUAGGUUCCACUACAUCAGUGCAUGACUUGCGAAGAAUUUUUGGGGUUGAUUUUCGAUAAUAUUUUUUGAUCAUGCAUUUUUCCAUCGACAUACAAAAUUUACGGGCAGAGGCAAGCGUCAGCCUGUGGCGCUAUGGUUGUCCGUCCCUCUUAAACGUCGGGUUGAGCAGAAGCGGGGCGUACGAAAAAAAAGGCGAUUGGGGGCGGCGAGGGGGGGUUGUACUCACAGUCGCGGGGGCGGCCGGGGAGGGGGAAUGGUGAUCAGUUGCGUUUGGUAUUCGCGGGUUUGCGGAGUGCAGGUGUAAAGAGUCGGUAUAUCCCUUGGUUGACCCUUCCAAGUUGUGCGUUUGGAGCUAGAGUCGUUAAAAGUGGGUGCUGCGUUUCUACAAUUGAAGGAGCUUUAUAGAGACGAUACUCUGUUGGCGAGAAAUUCUCUAGAUUCAGCGCUACGAUUUGUUGUUGGUGAAACGGAUAUGUGAGCACGAAGCACGUUUUCUGACCACAUUUAAAUAGGUA